GUGUUUUAUUAUCAAGAAUGAAAUGGAAAUCAGUCUUCAUUCGAUGCUUUUGAACAUUGGAGAUUCUCGAUUUCCGUUAGAAAAUUUGUUUUGGUGGACAGGAGUGAGUUUUUGUGGAAACGAUAUGAGCACCUUCUAUCAGAACCCUCCAGUCAAAAUAGGAAGUUAUAUUCUUGGGAAAACUUUAGGUGUAGGUUCUUUUGGAAAAGUCAAGUUGGCAGAACACGAACAAACUGGCAAAAAAGUGGCGGUGAAAAUAUUGAACCGGCAAAAGAUAAAAUCCCUUGGAAUGGAUGAAAAAGUGCAGCGUGAAAUAAAGAUUCUCAAGUUGUUCAACCACCCACAUGUCGUUCGCCUAUAUGAAGUGAUAGAUACUCCAACCGAUAUUUUUGUGGUAACAGAAUACAUCAGUGGAGGAGAGCUUUUUGACUUUAUCGUGGAAAGAGGACGUUUGAGUGAAGAUGAAGCUCGUAAAUUCUUUCAACAGAUUAUUUCCGGUGUUGAAUAUUGUCACCGCCAUAUGGUCGUACAUCGUGAUUUGAAACCAGAAAAUUUACUUUUGGACUCAAAUAUGCACGUCAAAAUAGCGGAUUUUGGACUAUCGAAUAUUUUGAAGGAUGGUCAGUUUUUAAAGACGAGUUGUGGUUCUCCCAAUUAUGCGGCUCCAGAAGUUAUAUCAGGAAAACUUUAUGCUGGUCCAGAGGUUGAUAUUUGGAGUUGCGGAGUGAUUGUGUAUGCUUUACUUUGUGGUUCAUUACCUUUUGAUGAUGAAAAUAUUCCCAACCUUUUUAAGAAAAUAAGGGGUGGCAUUUAUAUUCUUCCUUCUUAUCUUUCUGAACAUUCUCGUGAUAUUAUCUCCAGAAUGUUAAUUACGGACCCAUUAAGACGUAUUACCAUAGAAGAGAUUCGGAGACAUCCUUGGUUUAUCACCAAACUUCCACGAUAUAUAGCUUUAGGUCCCCAAAGUAUUCAUCAGCUACUGAACAUUGAUGAGAGGGUUUUAAAACUUGUUGAAGAGCGUACCGGAUAUUCCAGAGAGAAAGUAAUCAAUUCUUUAAAAAAGGGCAAGCGCAACUGUUAUUCAGUAGCCUAUCAGUUGUUGAAGGAUUCUAUUGUGAAAAUGGAUAUCUCUGAGGAGAUGGAAGCAGCUAUUUCGGAAACUUCUCUCCAAGAGACUCAUUUUAUGAACAACAAUAAGGAAGAUGAAGUUUAUCGCCAUUUGUAUCGUAAGAUGGACUCUAACCAUUUUUGUCUCGGAAUACGUAUGAAAGAACCCAGUGCUUCGGAAACGAUGAUCAAGCUUUAUCGAGUAUUGACUUGCAAUCAUUGGAAAUGGAGAAAUUUUGGACAAUAUCAUAUAAAAGUAGUGACUGUCCCUGUUUCGAAUCAUGUAGCUUUCGUGAAAAUGAGCAUACAGGUGUAUAAAGAUGUGGAUGGAUAUCUCGUAGAUAUCCAAAAAUUGCGUGGAAAUGUGUUGUUAUUUUUGGAAAGUUGUGAUGUAUUGUUUAAACAACUUGCUGGUUGGUGAUGUUGAUAGUGUUUCUUUUUGGAUUGUUUCCAUUUUUGAGAUAUUUUUUGAGCUUUGAUAUUAUUUGUAAAUAUCUCUUGGAUUUUUAUUUAUUAAGGAGUUUUGGGUUCUUCUAUAAAUGUUAUAGAAGAAAA
Messenger RNA from Galdieria sulphuraria, 1662 nucleotides. RefSeq names its product serine/threonine protein kinase. The transcript has 7 exons. Lineage: Eukaryota; Rhodophyta; Bangiophyceae; Galdieriales; Galdieriaceae. Gene Ontology annotation, biological process: intracellular signal transduction; protein phosphorylation. The record is from RefSeq and is a predicted model, not a curated record. Gene Ontology annotation, molecular function: ATP binding; protein serine/threonine kinase activity. Gene Ontology annotation, cellular component: cytoplasm. Bases 23 to 1528 code for a protein of 501 amino acids.